AUGGUGGACCUGUUCGUUGACCGGGUCCUGGUAAAGAACAACAGGGACCAGGAUGAGCUGGACACAGAGCGUGAGAUUGUCAUGCGCCUGCAGAACCGCAUCCUGAUGCUCUUCUUUGCAUCUGCUGCCUGUGAGAGCUGCCAGCAGUUUGCGCCCACGCUCGCCGACUUCUUCAAACGCUUGACAGAUGAAUCCUAUGUGGAUCGCUCUGCUCAGCUGGUUCUCCUGUACAUUAGUUUGGACGAGUCAGAGGACGAGCAAGAAACCUUUCUCAAAGAGCUGCCCAAGAGGUGCCUGUUCCUGGCCUACGAGGACCCCUACAGGAGGGAGCUGGAGGCCAUGUUUAAUGUGGAGGAGCUGCCCACUGUGGUGGUGCUGCGUCCCGACUGCUCCAUCCUCAUCCGUAAUGCAGUGGAGGAGAUACUCAGCCUCGGCCCAGACUGCUACCGCAACUGGCAGGAAGCAGCAGAGCUCAUCGACAGGAGCUUUAUGAUCAGUGAGGACUUUGAGCAGAAGUCCAUGCGCAGCUGGACUGACCCUGUGAGGAGACUGAAGUACAAAGUGGAAGAUGAGAAGAAGAAAAAGAAG
Messenger RNA from Morone saxatilis (striped sea-bass), 588 nucleotides. RefSeq names its product nucleoredoxin-like protein 1. NCBI's taxonomy places the organism in Eukaryota, Metazoa, Chordata, Actinopteri, Moronidae. Gene Ontology annotation, cellular component: mitochondrion. Gene Ontology annotation, biological process: photoreceptor cell maintenance. The transcript is spliced from 3 exons. The record is from RefSeq and is a predicted model, not a curated record. The annotation marks the transcript as partial.